AUGGACAACUCAUCAGAUUCCGAUCAUGCCGUCAUUUCUUACUCUAAUGUAGCCGCAAUUGGUGUUGGAGUAGCACUGGUUGCGGCAGGUGCAAUCUAUUCAAAUUACAAGGUGAUUAGAGAUAAUAUGUCAUCAUUAAUGAUUGACGAAUCAAUAGGAACCACUGAUAAUGUUGAUUGGAAUUGUUUGACUAUUCCAGCUGAAACACAAGGCUGUUCACAAGCCAGAGUCUUCUCAAAAUUAGCCGACCGUCAGUUGGUUACAACUGGCAAAUCCGAACGUGAAGGUCGUAAAUUUCAGACAAUUUAUGAAGGAUUCAAAAUUGGAAAAGAAAUCGCAAAAAAAAUAGGUGAUGGAAAAUGUUUAGGUUAUCGUCAAAAUAGAGAAUCACCUUAUGAGUGGUUGUCAUAUGAUCAAGUUGAACAAGGAGCAAUUGAAAUUGGCAGCGGUUUAAUUCAUAUUGGCGAAAAUUUUGGUCAAAAAACUUUUAUUGGAAUUUAUGCUGUGAAUAGUGUAGAAUGGAUGAUGACAGCAGUCGCUUGCCAUUUUCAUUCUAUGAUUUAUGUUCCGUUAUACGAUACUUUAGGAGAAAUUGCUAUUGUUCACAUUAUUAAUCAAACUCGUUUAAGUACAAUUUUUGUUGAUAAACCGGAGAAUGUAUUAAAUUUAAUCAAAUUACGGUCAAAAGUCCAAUCAUUAAAACGUUUAGUCAUUACGAGAACAAUGCCGGCUGAAAAAGAAAUCGAAAUUAGAAAACAAGCAACUGAAGCUAAUCUCGAAAUAACAACAUUCAAUGAAUUGCGGGAACAAGGGCGAGCACAUCCAUCGCCUGAUCAUCCACCUAAACCAGAUGAUUUAAUUGAAAUAUGUUAUACAAGUGGCACAGCAGGUUUGCCAAAAGGAGCUAUGUUAACACAAACAAAUAUCAUUAGCAUUAUACAAUCGAUAUCAGAGUUUUUUAGGCUAGUAUUUACUGAACAAGAAACACUCAUUUCAUAUUUACCAUUAGCACACAGUUAUGAACAAGGUAUUGAAUUAUUUUGUUUGUGUAGUGGUCAUAAAAUUGGUUAUUAUCUCGGUGAUGUUCGUCAGUUAGCUGAUGAUAUAAAAGCACUAAAACCGACAGUAAUGCCAUGUGUACCACGUUUGUUGAAUCGAAUGUAUGAUAAUAUUCAAACAACAAUUGGACGUUUAGGAUUCUUUAAACGUUCUUUAUUUCAAUAUGCAUUUUCAAUGAAAUACGAAGAAAUAAUGCAAAAACAUCGUGUUAAUCGUCAUCUCAUAUGGGAUAAAGUGAUAUUUAAACAAAUUCAACAACGUCUCGGUGGAAAUUUGAAAUUAGUUGUUAAUGGUGCUGCACCAUUGUCGCCAAAAAUAUUAGAAUUUUUAAAGAUAGUAUGUGGUGCAUACGUUGUCGAAGGUUAUGGACAGACAGAAUGUUGUGGUAUGGCAUCGUGUCAACCACCUGGUGAUUCAUCAGUAGGAAAUAUUGGUGUCCCAUUAGCUUGUAAUAUGAUUAAAUUGUGUGAUGUACCUGAUAUGGAGUAUUAUGCAAAAGAUAAUAUCGGAGAAUUAUGUAUUAAAGGUUCGAAUGUAUUUGCUGGUUAUUAUAACGAUGAAGAAAAAACAAGAGAAGCAAUAGAUGAGGAUGGAUGGUUACAUACCGGUGAUAUUGCUUCGUGGAUGAAGACCGGGCAAAUUCAAAUAGUGGAUAGAAAGAAACAUAUGUUUAAAUUGUCUCAGGGUGAAUACCUUGCGCCCGACCGCUUAGAAAAUGUUUAUAUUCAAAGCAAAUAUGUUGCACAAGUGUAUGUGCAUGGUAACGCUUAUAAAAGUUGUACAGUAGCCAUUAUUGUUCCUGAUAGUGAAGUUUUAGAAAACUAUGCAAAAAGUAAUAAGUUAACGACUGAUAUGAUAGAAUUAUGUAAAAGAAAGGAUAUUAAACAGCUUAUUUUGGAUGACAUGAAAAAUUUAGAAACAGCAAAUGACUUAAAAGGAUUCGAAAAAGCGAAAGAUAUUUAUCUACAUCCUGAAGUAUUUACCAUCGAAAAUAAUUUGUUAACACCAACGCUAAAGUCAAAACGUCCAGAAUUGGCAAAAUAUUUUGAUAAACAAAUUGAAGAGAUGUAUAAAAAUAUCGAUUAA
Molecule: messenger RNA, 2145 nt
Organism: Didymodactylos carnosus
Lineage: Eukaryota; Metazoa; Rotifera; Eurotatoria; Philodinida; Philodinidae
Source: the annotation of a GenBank genome assembly